GUGCUCACUGAAGCGAAGGCUUAUCUCAAGCACGCGAAAGAAAUCGCCGUCAUGAUGCUGCAAGACGACAUUCACAAGAUGCCUGACUACGACGUCUGGUACGCCGAGCUCGAGGACCUGUCCGCGGACGACGCGCUGUCCCGGCACUACGCGCUGUUCGAGUGCGAGGAGCAGUACGACGUGUGCAACACCGGCAUCGUCACGUUCGAGGAGCUGCACACCCACUGGCGCACGGCUCAUCCGCAGACCGCGUGGGGUACUGCGGGUCCUCCCCAACUGCACGUCGCACCUGGUACCCCGGCCAAGCUCCUCACGCGGAUCAGGUGCCGAGGGAGCUACCGGGUUGGUGGCGAGAUGCUUGACGCUGUGCGCUUGCCGCGGCACUCGCCAAGGAGCGUGCUGGACGAACUCAUCAAGAGCGGGAGGCUGUAUUGUGCGUGCGGAGACCCAUCAAUGCCACCGCCCACGGAGCUUGACUGGCUCAAACUGUAUUCGCACGUUUCUGGCCACAUCGACAAGUUCCAGCGACGCAUCGACGAUUUACCGAAGACUCCCGAUCCCAAGUUCGUCCUGACGUCCAACCACCUCCUGACCGGCCCUGGUUCAUGUAUGCGCCUCCUUCCGAAACGUGCAAAAACCGCGCCCGCUUUCGCGCGCAUUGCGGUCGACAGCGAAACGCGGGCGAGGAUCGAAGCGCGGCUCGCAUCGUGCCCGAAACCGGAGGCGAUUGCGCUGUGCCGCAGCUGCAGGACGCUCACCGCGCGGAGUCGGUUGAAGCACGGCUCCGUCGUGCGGGCGCUGACGCUUCCCUCCACCCCAGAGGGCAUCGUCUAUCACUUGCGCGGAUGGCAUGAGAAGGAGUUUGAAGAUAGGGACAUCGUGUGGGACACGCGCUAUGCCCUGUAGAAGGCUCGAGAAUCGCGCGAGCAGGCGUGCGACCCCGAGUAUCUGGAUCGUUAUUGAUCCAAACCAGAUUCGCACUUACCUUCGAGCCCCAAUACGAGUAUAGCUUAGGCAGCGUUGUCGACCAUGCUACAGCGUGCAGUUGGGGGAACC
Trametes versicolor FP-101664 SS1 is the source of this 1056-nucleotide messenger RNA. RefSeq lists its product as uncharacterized. The transcript is spliced from 4 exons. The coding region runs from base 52 to 906 and encodes 284 amino acids. The record is from RefSeq and is a predicted model, not a curated record. NCBI's taxonomy places the organism in Eukaryota, Fungi, Basidiomycota, Agaricomycetes, Polyporales, Polyporaceae.